Molecule: messenger RNA, 2410 nt
Organism: Lolium rigidum
Lineage: Eukaryota; Viridiplantae; Streptophyta; Magnoliopsida; Poales; Poaceae
Exons: 10
Coding region: 1-2163 (720 amino acids)
Biological process (GO): regulation of photosynthesis, light reaction
Source: RefSeq, a predicted model, not a curated record
AUGCGGGCGCUCGUCUCUCCCGCCCCCGGCCCCGCCGCAUUCCUCCCGCGGAACCCCAACCCCGCCGCGAGCCCCGCUCCUCGCCGCGGGCACCGCGUUUCUUCCGGCCGCCGGUCAGUCGCCGCCGCGGCAGCCGCCACCGGAGACCACUGGGGCGCCGACCACCGCCACGACAACCACCAGCAGCAGCGAACCUACCGCGGCGGGCGCUGGGGCGCGGGCGGGCCCCGCGCGGGGCCGAGCGUGCAGUGCGACGUGGACGUGGUGUCGUGGCGGGAGCGGCGGGUGUUCGCGUCCGUGGCCGUGGCCGCCGACGUCGACACCGUGUGGCGCAUCAUCACCGACUACGAGCGCCUCGCCGACUUCGUCCCAAACCUCGUCCACAGUGGGAGGAUCCCGUGCCCGCACGAGGGCAGGAUAUGGCUGGAGCAGAGGGGGCUGCAGCAGGCCCUCUACUGGCACAUCGAGGCGCGCGUCGUGCUGGAUCUCCGGGAGGUCCCGGAUGCCGUUAAUGGACGAGAGCUCCACUUCUCCAUGGUCGAUGGCGACUUUAAGAAGUUCGAAGGGAAAUGGACUGUCCGGUCUGGUCCAAGGUCUGCUAGUGCAAUUUUGCUGUAUGAAGUUAAUGUGAUACCUAGAUUCAAUUUCCCAGCAAUAUUUCUUGAGAGGAUUAUAAGCUCGGAUCUUCCUGUGAAUCUUACAGCCUUGGCUUUUAGAUCUGAAAAAAUGUAUUUAGAGAACCAUAAAUUUGGACCUACAAAAUUUACCGGUGCAGAGUCCAAGCCACUUAACUUCCGUAGUCCAAUAGUCGAGAAUGAUGACAUUUCUUCUAGUAACUUCAAAGAAGCACCUUCCUCCACCGGCUUUGGUGGUGUGCUUGCUCCACCUCCUCCUGAGUUGAAUGGCAAAUGGGGUGUAUAUGGAAGUGUCUGCAGGCUUGAUAGGCCUUGUGUGGUAGACGAGAUCCAUCUCCGACGAUUUGAUGGCCUCCUGGAACAUGAAGGGGCUCACAGGUGUGUUGUUGCAAGUAUCACCGUGAAAGCACCAGUUCGAGAAGUAUGGGAUGUACUCACAGCGUAUGAGAAGUUGCCCGAGGUUAUACCAAACCUGGCUAUUAGUCGGAUUAUUCUUCGUGAUAAUAACAAGGUUCGCAUAUUGCAGGAGGGCUGCAAAGGUCUACUCUAUAUGGUUCUUCAUGCCCGUGUUGUUAUGGAUCUGCGCGAGAAACUCGAACGUGAGAUCUGCUUUGAGCAAGUCGAGGGAGAUUUCUACUCAUUUAAAGGAAAAUGGCGCCUCGAACAGCUUGGAGAUCAGCACACGCUGCUGAAGUAUAUGGUCGAGACUAAGAUGCAUAAGGAUACCUUUCUCUCCGAGUCUAUCCUCGAAGAGGUCAUAUACGAAGAUCUUCCGUCAAAUUUAUGUGCGAUCCGUGAUUAUGUUGAAAAUGCUAAAGCUGAGAGAGGCACUUCUACAGCUCACUCUGAUGUGCCAACCAAUCCAGAUACUGUUGCUAUUGAUUAUGCAGAAGGGCGGCGAUCAGAGCAAGCAUCUGAAGAUUGCUCUUCAAGUUCUACGAAGAUGAGACCAAAAGUUCCAGGCCUGCAAAAGGACAUCGAGGUCCUCAAAUCUGAACUUGGUAGUUUUAUUGCAAAAUAUGGUCAGAAUGGAUUCAUGCCUAAGAGAAAACAUCUUCGGACACACGGAAGAGUUGAUAUUGAGAAGGCAAUAACACGGAUGGGUGGGUUCAGGAAGAUCGCCGGCACAAUGAACCUUGCCCUUUCUUAUAAAAAUCGGAAACCAAGAGGUUAUUGGGAUAAUCUGGAGAACUUGCAAGAUGAGAUUAGGAGAUUCCAGAAGAACUGGGGGAUGGACCCUUCUUACAUGCCAAGUAGAAAAUCUUUUGAGAGGGCAGGGCGCUACGACAUCGCUCGGGCGCUGGAGAAGUGGGGCGGCAUACAGGAGGUCUCCCGGCUCCUCGCUCUCGAACCGAGACGUCCUCGGAAGCGAUCAGCGGACUCUGACGGCGAGAAGCAGCCUGAAUCUCCGCCCCCCACAGCAGCAGUCAAGCACCCGAGCAAACUCGACAAGCCGAAUGCCCCUCUGGACGCACAGAAGUGGCUCCUGAAGCUCAAGGACCUGGACGUCAACUGGGUCGAGUACUGAACGUUGAGGGCCGGUGCCUCCCUCUCAUCGCAGUUCGCUAGUCCGACCUUCUGGAGAUGUCCUCCUGGAGCUGUAAACUGUGUACAUAAAAGGUAAUGCAUUGGCCAAGUUAAAACGCACGACUAACUAAACUAACCCAUUAUGUCAGAGCUCUCUUGUCCUUCUGAACCCAAGAGUUUGUCGGUCUUUUUGUAUGACUUUGACUUGAGCUGUCUCUAGAACUGUCAACUUCCUUGCCGCGGUCAAA